This is a messenger RNA of Prorocentrum cordatum, 432 nucleotides long. NCBI's taxonomy places the organism in Eukaryota, Dinophyceae, Prorocentrales, Prorocentraceae. The record is from the annotation of a GenBank genome assembly.
GUGAAUCUGGCAGGUACGCUUGCGUGCUUGGCUCGUGGAGGCCGCGAGCAUGUAAAGCCUGGGCUCUCCUUGCGGUGCUCUCUACUCUGCCUUUCCACCGUUGCUCCAAUCAGCUCCGGCAUCAUGUACGGAGUGGACGGAGGCAAGGGCGGCACUGGCGGUGGCAAGGGCUCUGGCUUUGGCAAGGGCGCGGGCCCCUCUGGCGGACGUGCAGGCGGUGCCGGAGGUCACAGGCGUGCCUCGGGCUUGGGCGGUGGAGCGACGCCGCCAUGGCAUGUACCGCCACCACCGCCAGGAUGGUGGUGCCCCGCCUGCGGCGAGCUCAACUCGCCAGCAAGAGGCCCCUGCGAGCUGCGCCAGGCUGCGGUGGGGGGGUGCUGCAGUGCAGCCAGCUGGCCGACAUCCCAGGUUCGGAGAAGCAAGACGUCAUGA